AUGCCGAGCGGGUCGGGGCCGGAGCUCCCGUCUAUCUGGCCGCCGUCCUGGCCGGCAACGCCGCCCGAGACAACAAGAAGACCCGCAUCAUCCCCGACGUACCUCCAGCUGGCUGUCCGCAACGGACGAGGAGCUCAACAAGCUACUGGGCGGCGUCGAACCAUCGCCCAGGGAGGAGUCCUGCCCAACAUCCAGGCCGUGCUGCUGCCCAAGAUAGACCGAGCAGACCACAAGGCCGCAAGAGCAAGUAAUCCCCGCUCACAGGACGUUCCCUUCUAUCCGCAACACACAACGGCUCUUCUCAGAGCCCCGUCAAACAUAGCUCCAUACAACAAAGGGCAGCCAGUGUAA
Molecule: messenger RNA, 351 nt
Organism: Staurois parvus
Lineage: Eukaryota; Metazoa; Chordata; Amphibia; Anura; Ranidae
Source: the annotation of a GenBank genome assembly